AAGCCCGCCCCGUGGUGCUCAAAGUUCAAGCUCAUGGAAGCCGAGCUUGCGAAGUUGCGGAGUCUCGUCGGCAAGAGUGGCCCCACACCAUGGCUUCGCGCGGAAGGCGACCAGCACCAGCUCACGGAAGAGAAGAGCGAGAAGGACCCCAGCUUCGCCAAGAGGACGGCCCUGCAGGAGAAGAUCAACUACCAUGAGCGCGCCCUCAAGGAAGCUGUCAAAUAUGAAGAGCAGGAUGGUGCGGCACACGCGUACCACAAGGCAGAGAUUGACAAGCUCAGGGAGCAGAUCCGCGACCUGCGGCCCCCAGCAACGGCGUACAAGCUGGCGUCGCAGAAGCUGGAGCGCAGCAGAACGCAGCUCGACAAGCUCACGAAGGAUCAUGAGGAGAUGCUGCUGCAGCUUCAACGACUGCAGGAGAAGAUAUCGGAAAAGUCGGCAUCGAUCGAGGCGAAGAAAGUUGAGGUUGAGCAGUUCAAAGCGGAGGCAGAGCGUCAUCAGCGGCAAGUGCAAGUUGCCCGAGGUGAAGCUUCCGAUGACGCUGGUCCGAUCAUCCCCGAGGAUAUCAUGGCGCUCGACGUCAACCUCACGGACUUCCAGGAGGAUCCAGGACUGCUGCAGUUCUAUCACCAGUGCCGUGCUGACGCCAAUUUCCAAAAGCUGCAAAAGCUGGCGCAGAGGAAGCUGGAGGUAUCCAUCCCCAAGUCUCCUGCGCCAAGGAACGGGACGCAAGUUCCUGUUGGCCCUGAUUCUGAUGACGGCCUUGAUGGGUCAAGUAGCGGAGGCGAAGGCAACACCAAUGGCGAGAACGGCGAGUCCUCCAAGCGGGCCAACGGCAUCCAGUGGACCACGGAGGACGUCGAAGCUCUUCAUACCGAGCUAUGCAAGGGAGAACACGGCAACGACAUCUCCAUGGACCAGCUAUCCGACAUGGUGGCCGAUAUCCAGAAAACCAAGUUUCGGAAGACAGAUGAAGUGUCCGCAGUACCAACAGGAUGGCCGCCACUCAACGUCUUCAACAUUUACCUGCACACGGCCGAGGGCAUGACGACGAGGAAUGCCAGGAUCCUCAUGAACGUAGGGCUCGCGAUGGCAGGCGCUGGGCGUUUCCAUCGCGCAACCAAGAUCAACCGUGUGCAGGCGCCAGCGGUAGUAUGCAAGACCACCACAGACGGCAUGAGCGGACACCCUCACCAGAUUGUGCUGGACAUGGAAGCCAAGCACCACAAACUCUGGCAGGCGAUUGAGGAGGCACCGCGCGUCUGGGUACCUGAUCGCAGCACCAUGGAUAGACCUAGUCCAGGCAUGAUCAGAGCAGCGUCGGAGGCGUUCACCACGAAGACCUCGAGCAGCCUGGACGGCAUCCACCCGUCGCACUUUCAGCACCUGAGCGACGAAUCUUCGGAGGGCCUUUGCGACAUCUUCCAGGCGGUGGAUGCGAUCGGAGUAUUUCCGAUUCAACUGACGUGGAUGGUGAUGCCGAUGUUGCCCAAAGCUGCUGGAGGACACAGGUUGAUCAUUCUGUACUCGGCGGCUUACAGAGUAUGGCAGAAGAUGAGAAGACCUGGGCUCGACAUGAUCCAGCAGAGAUUGGACCGCACCUACUGGGGAGCGGCAUCGGGGAGAAGCGCAGUUGCCAGUGCGUGGAUCCUUGCAGCGGACAACGAGCAGAAUGUAUGUCAGAACAGGUUCGUGGUAACGAUUGUCGCAGACUACAGCAAGUAUUACGAGACGAUCGGGUUGGACCAGGCGCGUGACAAAUUGAUGCGCCUAGGCAUGCCAGUCCCAAUGAUCAAGGCUCACGCCGUCGAACAGUACGACAUGUACACGACCUUGCAUCCGCUGGUGCGCUUCGCCUCCUACAUUGAUGACACAGCGCUCGGCGUCAACAGCAGUUGCAAGCAGAGGGUGAUUGACCAGGCGGUGGAUGCUACAAAAGGCUUCUUCAAGGUUGCACGGGCAUUAGGGGCCAGCAUCAACGAGAAGCUUGCCAUCAUUGCGAGCACCAAGGCUAUAAGUGAUGAAGUCAGUCGCCGACUUCACCUUGAUAUGAAGAUCAGCUUGAAGAGUACGGCGUAUCUGGGCACUGACGUUUCUGGAGGCAGGGCUCGGAAUGCCAAAGGUACGCGUGGAAAGUUUCGGGCAAGACAGAAUGCGCAUGGCAGAAGGCUGGGGAAGCUACGGAAGUUCAAGAAGGUGCUCGCUGGCAAAAAGACGGAGAGAAUUGGGAAGAUCUACCGUGUUGGUGCGAGGCCUGCAUACACGUUCGGGGUGGAGGUCAACGGGGUCAACGACGUGGAACUACUGAAGUUAAGGCGGGAUUACAACAAGCACGUCAAGCCCAACCACGGCGGCACCUCCGCGAGCGCGAAGCUCGUGCUGCUAGGCCUGAUACCGCAGCUGUUCCACUUGAAUUGCUGGAAGCUUGGUGGAGAAGGGCAGUUACCGAACCUGGAGUGGUCAAUCAGUGGAGUAAAACACGUGGUCCCCUUCAACGCGCAGCACUCUCAGUACAACGAGCUGGGUGGCAAACGCGUACAGGGUGCCUCUGGAUCAACCAUCGAGGUGAUGAGGAAGUUCAACAAAUACCAGAAGUUCUGUAUCAUGAACUGCGCAUGUGAUGGAGUAUGGACACGUCAAAAAGCGAAGGAGAAAGGUUACCUAAUGGACGGCAAGUGCGAAUGUGGGGAUGAGGACACGUUGGUGCAUAGGCUGGCGGAGUGCACUCGUCCAGAAGUCGUGGAAGCACGACGAGAAGCUGGCAUCCCCGAGUCGUUCCUUCAGGAGCUACGCCAAGCGCCAGAUGAUCGCGUCGUAACCCAAGGGGCCUUCGCAUAUCCCGAGUGGGAAAUUCCUGACAUGCAACUCGGCACUGGUAGCGUGAUUCUCGACGGUGAUGGCAGCGAUUUCGAUUGCACGCCCGAGACCAUGGCUGCGACAGUGCUUGCUGAGACGGAUUUGGAGAUGGAGCUUUCUUUCGACGGGAGCUGCACGAAGCCAGAUAUCCUGGAGCUCCAGAGCGCUGGAUGGGCUAUCGCUUUAAUGGAUCCACAUUCGGACAAAGUACUAUGUACGAUGCACGCCCCAGUGCCAGCUUCGCUUCCGCAAUCCUCGGCGAUGGCAGAGUAUCUAGCCUACGCGUACACAGGACAGGUGGCAGACCGACCUACCGACGGAUACGCGGAUUUCAUGGGCACGGUCCGACUGGCGGCUCUCACGCACGAGCAGCAGUUACGGUCCAAGUCGGCAUACGCGUGCGUGGCCAUGUUUGCUCAGAGCCUACCUGGAUUCCGUUUCCUCCGCAGCGUGACGCACGUGAAGGCACACCGUUCGGGGGCGGAGUAUGCUGGCCUGGAUAUGGCCACAAGGAGGCUCACAGAUGCCAAUGUCUAUGCGGACGUACGAGCCAAAGCUGGUGCGGCGAUGCAUGCAGCCAUCAGCGAGGAUUUCGCGAUGGCUAUCGACACGGCCACCGUGAGGAUCAAGAAUUUUGCGAAGUUGGUAGCGGCCGUGCUACCCUUGUUUGAUCGUGAUGGUCAAGAGCGAUGGACAAGGCGAGCUGCCCAGGUCAAGAGGGUAAGGAGUACGCGCACCGAUGGAUGGCACCAGUGGGAGGAAGGAAGGUUCGGUCUUCAAUGCAAGGCGUGCUUGAAGAUCAACAGCCCAGGGAUGGAAGUUAUGCUCAAUGGCUGUGCUGGCACCCCUACUUUCCUCAAGGCAUUCCUCAACCAACCACUCGGACAUCACCUCGUGGCGGUGAACCAGGAGGGUGACGGGCUCAGCGACGACGCGGCCCCCACGGUCUUUGUCUGUGUAGGCCCACACAAGACGCUGGCGAGGCACAUGGACUUGAUGAUCCCCCUGUGCAAGCUCAUGCCUAAGACCCUGCCCCCUCUGGUCUCGAAGACCUGUGUCAGCCGACCCGUGGCGAUGGCGGAGAACACGGGGUACGAGCACAAGAUGGCAGCAAUGAUGGAAAGGAUAAAGGCAAAGGAAAAGGCGAAGCGCGAGCAGUGCCCCCCGUGGCACAACAGCAUGGCGAUCACCUACCCGCAGCCGCUGAAGAAGGAGUCGGUGAUGAUGACGGUGCAGGCUGCAGCCGAGACGGAAAGGAGGCAGGAGCAGGGCCUCAACCGCAUGAUGGAGGUGCGCAGCAGAGAGGACGAGCAAGGCAGCCAAGUCUCUGGGCACUCUUUCAGGCCAGGCAGCGGCUGCGGUGGCAAGUACCACGAGGAGUUCUUCGAGAAGAAGUACUACGCGGAGUACUUCCUGCACGGCGCCUGUGGCCCUGGAGGCGCCUCCCAGGGGCGGCGCGGAGGCGGCUGGGGCGAGCCGCCCCAGCCGCAUCACCCCCUGCGCGGCGAGAGAAGCACUGGCCUCGGCCUCGCGGGCCCGGGAGUGUCUGGGGCACUGGAAGUGUUCCUCGCGCCCGUCCCAGGGCAGCUGAGAGGUUCGUUCUCUGAGGUCACUCUUGCCAUGGGUCAUUCUAUGGCUCCGGGGUCAGCUCAGAAGCUCAUGAAGUGGUUGGUUGCCGAGGCCCAGGUCGACCUCGAUGUGCGGGCGAAACAGAACAGUAGCACGCCACUACCGCCCAUGCACCAAGCCCCUGUCGUCGACCUCAACUUCGACGACGCAGAUGCGCAGGAGGCGGCAGGCGAUGGCGCAACGGAGGACGUGGCGCAGGACAAGCGCGUGUUGAACCACAUCACGCUGGUGGACGAUUUUGUGAGGUGGCCUCUGAAGACCAAAGUCGAAUCGUCCGGUAUCAUCAAGCAGCGGCAGGUGCUCGACACGCUCCGCGACGCCAUGCAGCAGGUCUGCAGAGACAUGCCCCAGGCGGUGGAAGUUCUGGACCAGACAGCGCGCGCCUUGACGACGAAUGGCAAGGCCAUUGUGAAGCUGGAGAAGGCCGCCGAGAAGGCCGCAGCAGAGGACCCCCCUGAAGAAGCGACGCCAGAGGCGGAAACUUCCGCCCGCAGGCCUUGA
This is a messenger RNA of Prorocentrum cordatum, 4986 nucleotides long. Lineage: Eukaryota; Dinophyceae; Prorocentrales; Prorocentraceae. The record is from the annotation of a GenBank genome assembly.